Molecule: messenger RNA, 1296 nt
Organism: Ectocarpus siliculosus
Lineage: Eukaryota; Phaeophyceae; Ectocarpales; Ectocarpaceae
Source: the annotation of a GenBank genome assembly
UCUUGUUAACCGGACUCAAACAAGCCAUGGGAGGAGGAAACGCCCAGAAGUCGGCCACCGCCCGCGCGCGGAACGAGGCGAAGAAGGCCAAGGCCGGAAAGGGGUCUCAGCUUGCAGUCAACAAGGCCGCACAGAGCAUCGUCUGCCAGGUCUGCCGCCAGUCGUUCAUGUCCGUGUCGAACGACGCCAUGCUCGCAGACCACGUGACCGCCAAGCAUAACAAGAAGAAGACCCCGGCCGAGUGCUUUCCGGGUCGGCUGAGCUGAUCUACCUAUCGUCGUGUUCUUAUUUCCUCGCGUAAUAUCCCCCGGCGGGCGAGAACGCACGGGACAAGGAGUGCCACCUUUCUUCCAGGAUGGGGGGGAAGAGUGCACCGUUCCGCACAAGGGCAUGCGGGAAGAAUAUGGUUUGAGUUCACCACUCCGCACGAGGACAUGGCUAGAGUUCACCACUCCGCACAAGGGCUUUGGUGGCUAUUUUGGUGGCUUUGGUGUUAAUUUCGGGGACAAGUUGUGCGGGGAUGAAAAAAAUGCUAAAUAUGUUCUCCGGCGGCAUCCUUCUUUUUUUUUUUUUGUGUUUUGUAGAGGUGAGGCCCGUGGAGCAGACACACUGGCGGCUGAGCCUGACUUCGGAGCGCAGCGGUUGUGUGGGCAGGUGUUUUUGUUAGGGGGUGAGUGAGAUGUUCGGACCGAUUUCGCAUAUGUGCUCGCUGGUGUUGAUAUUUGCUGCGGAUCCAUGUGCGCGAUAUUGUACUAAAAAGGAGAGCUCCGUUUUGGAGGAAGAGUGGUUGGGGGGUUGAGCCUGGUGGUGACAAGUGCUGGCGGUGGAGUAAGCAUGUGUAAAAUUGGAUUGAAGAGGAAACGGCCCUGAAAAAGCGUGGAGAGUCUCCGGACUGGUUGCUUCCAUUUCCGGGAUACCUUUUUUCAUUGCCGCGUGCUGGAGGAGUUGUAGUUCGUGCCGCACCGGCCGUGGCCGCUUGUCCUUGGCGGGAAAGGCCAACACCCCUCGCAAGCAUCGCUGCGAUGCCACCCUCACCCCUCUCCCCCGGGGCGGACGCGUAUAUUGUAGGGCUUCCUAAAUAGAUGCUACAUUGAAAGCUUUUGAUAGGUGACGAGUUUGAGCGAUAGGCCCAGCGCGAGGCUGUGUCUGCAGGACCUGCCUAAAACGGAGUAUUUUCUUUGGAUUCGGGCACGUUCCGCCGACAUCGCCGUCCGCUCUCCUCCAUUGGCCCGUGUAGCUUGGGUGUGGUGACUCCUUUUGACGGCUCCUCCUUGUUAAUAUUUAUUGCAGAAGCAU